CAGUAUCCAAGAUUUAGCAUAAACCCACCCUUUUUUUUGUAUAACACACUUUGUAUCAUGAAUUUAAUGACGUCUCCCGCUAAAUUCAAAGUUGUCCUGAUUGGCGAUGCUAGUGUAGGAAAGACUACAUUUAUACAUCAGAAUGUUGGUGGGAGUUUCACAAGCGGAUAUCACCAAACUAAGAGAUAUGAAAAGCGGGUGGUCUCAUUUGAUAUAAUAGACCAACCUGCCGUCGAUUUUGAUGUCUGGGACAUACCUGGUGGUCAUGGUAGAGCAUCCACGAGAGCCAAGUAUCUGAAAGAUGCAGAUGCAGCCAUCAUCAUGUUUGACCUGUCUAAACGGUCAACGCUUGAGAAUGUAGUAAACUGGCAUAGGGAGCUCAUGGACGCAACGGGAAAACCCAUCCCUUUCGUCGUUUAUGGCUCAAAAAAGGACAUAACCGGGGCAGCCAGAGAAGUCAGCCCAGAAUCCAUCACAUGGCCUACUGAGAUGCAGCCAGUUGAAUUUAUCAAGGGAUCAAGCAGGACAGGAUGGCACGAUCUCAGAAGCCCUUUUCUGGCACUUGCGCGACAGCUUUAUAAAGACUCGAAACUGGAUUUUGUGGCCCAUGAUAUUGAUCAUGAGCUAUAUGAGCAAUAUCGAAAGGAAAUGAUCGUUUGUGGCAGUGCGCCUUUACCGGAGGAGUGUGAUUCUGAUCUAUGAUACAUUUAUAGAAAUACCAAUGCAUCCGUUCGAAGUGACAGGAUGUCAGAGCCAGGCAUCUCUAGGGUUUAAAGGAUGGGGCCAGCUUUUAGAUAGAUGACGUGAUUAGGGCGAUUUUAUGAGCAUAUGAUAGACAGGGUAAGCAAUAUGGACGGUUAUAUGUCAGUGUCGUAUUAGACUAAUCAGUGAGCGGGUAAUACUGUAGUGGCAAACAGUCCCCACUUCCAAUGAAAAAUGCAAUCCCAAUGGCUG
Molecule: messenger RNA, 954 nt
Organism: Aspergillus wentii DTO 134E9
Lineage: Eukaryota; Fungi; Ascomycota; Eurotiomycetes; Eurotiales; Aspergillaceae
Exons: 5
Coding region: 58-702 (214 amino acids)
Biological process (GO): ribosomal subunit export from nucleus; protein import into nucleus
Cellular component (GO): cytoplasm; nucleus
Molecular function (GO): GTPase activity; GTP binding
Source: RefSeq, a predicted model, not a curated record